Messenger RNA from Monodelphis domestica (gray short-tailed opossum), 1190 nucleotides. It is a transcript of the gene AP1S3, whose product is annotated as adaptor related protein complex 1 subunit sigma 3. Lineage: Eukaryota; Metazoa; Chordata; Mammalia; Didelphimorphia; Didelphidae. Gene Ontology annotation, cellular component: AP-1 adaptor complex; membrane coat. Gene Ontology annotation, biological process: vesicle-mediated transport; intracellular protein transport. The record is from RefSeq and is a predicted model, not a curated record. Gene Ontology annotation, molecular function: clathrin-cargo adaptor activity.
GACGAGACAGGCGGAGCGCGACUGGGAGAGAGGGGGACGCGCUCCGCGCCCGGCGCUCUUCACACUCUCCCUCCCCAGCCACCUGCGGCUCGCUGCGUUGGAAAGCAGGCGCACCCAGGCCAGCGGGAGUCGCGGAUCCCCGCUCCGCGAGGCGCACCUGCACCGGGGACACCUGGGCCGGGAGGCUGCGCUCCUGGAGUCCCUCAGGGAGGGAAGCAGGCGCGUAUGCUUCCCCGCGGCUGCCUCCAGGGGAGAUGUGCCCCAGCCCAGAGGUCAGGGGAACUGGGCACAAAACACCAUGCUAUCCAUUUUAUAUUGCUGUUCAGUCGACAAGGGAAAUUAAGAUUGCAGAAGUGGUAUACCACACUACCUGAUAAGGAGAGAAAAAAGAUCAUCCGAGAAAUUGUACAAAUGAUUCUGUCUCGUGGUCAAAGGACAAGCAGUUUUGUUGACUGGAAGGAUCUAAAACUUGUUUAUAAAAGAUAUGCUAGCUUAUAUUUUUGCUGUGCAGUAGAAAAUCAAGACAAUGAACUGUUGACACUAGAGAUUGUACAUCGUUAUGUGGAAUUACUAGACAAGUAUUUUGGAAAUGUCUGUGAGCUGGAUAUUAUAUUUAAUUUUGAAAAGGCAUAUUUUAUCCUUGAUGAGUUUAUCAUGGGUGGAGAAAUCCAAGAAACCUCAAAGAAGUCAGCUGUCAAGGCUAUUGAAGACUCUGAUAUGUUACAGGAGACAAUGGAAGAAUACAUGAGCAAACCUGCAUUUUAGCUGAAAAAUCUACUUGACAACCCACUGAUGCUGCACGGCAUAAAUCUGCAAAACUUCAACUGGAUGUGGUUCUUUUCUGUGCCAGAGUCUCAUGCCAAAUAACUUAAAUGGAUGGUGUGCAAAACUUCUUGGAUACCUAAAGACUUAAAAUCUGUAGUAUGUUUGUAACGGAUGCAUAUCUAUAUUGUUGUCUGUGCAUGGAUUCUUUUGACUAGCAUUUAAAACCACCAUCAUUCAGUAGACUUCAUAUUUGUUUGUACAUUGAUUUUUACCAGUAAAGAAAUAAUUUUAAAAUAUUUUUGAGAAAUGACCUAUGCUAUAUUUUUGCUAGCAUUCACAAAGAACAAGUCAGCAACUAUUUUGUACAAAAAUAUUACAAAUGUACUGCUUACCUUGGACUAAAAUAAUACUUUUUUCUAACUACA